This is a messenger RNA of Tetrahymena thermophila SB210, 951 nucleotides long. Its product is annotated as solute carrier family protein. The record is from RefSeq and is a predicted model, not a curated record. Gene Ontology annotation, biological process: transmembrane transport. Gene Ontology annotation, cellular component: mitochondrial inner membrane. Lineage: Eukaryota; Ciliophora; Oligohymenophorea; Hymenostomatida; Tetrahymenidae. The transcript has 10 exons.
AUGAGUAAGAAUUAAGGUGCAAUUUAGUUAGAAACUUCAGAAAAGAUACAAAGCAAAAAUGAGCACAAACAGUUAAAGAGUUUUUUAAGUGGUGGUAUAGCAGGCGCUUGUGGAAAAACUGUAAUUGCUCCUUUUGAAAGAGUCAAACUCCUCUUUGUGACAAGAGAUAGGACCCUAACAUACAGAGAGUUUUAUAACGAAGGAAAAUUCAUCAUAUAAAAACACGGAUUUAGAAAUCUUUGGAGAGGCAAUAGUGCAAAUCUAUUAAGAAUAUUCCCCUUUGCAUCAAUUAAUUUCUCGACCUUCGACUAUUUGAGAAAGAAUGUGUACUAUCCCUAUCCAAGCGAAAAUAAAAUAAAAAAGUAACUUCUUCUCUUUUGUAUUGGUGCAGUUUCGGGUAUUGUCUCUUAAUCAAUAUGCUAUCCGUUCGAGUUUAUUAGAACCAGAUUGGCUAUGCAGAGAGACAAUUUCCAUUACAAAAAUUUUGUGCAUGCAGUAAAAGUUGUAUAUAAUUAAGAAGGCAUCAAAGGAUUUUACAGUGGACUAGGUCUUGCGAUAGUUGGUGUUAUAUUUUAUCACGGUUCUGGAUUCUUUAUGAUGACAAAUUUGAAAAACUAUGCUAAAGAAAAUCAUAUUUAAAGGGCUAAUAAAUGGUACAUGGACUUUAUAUUUGGGGCUAUUGGUGCAACUAUAUCAUAAAUGAUUGCUUAUCCAUUUGAUGUUAUGAGAAAAAGGAGACAAGCACAAUCACUCUUGAUUUCUACUGGAGAAUAAACACACAAAAUGACAUAUAGAUAACUUGUUACACAUUAUAUUAAAAAAGAAGGAUAUAUUCCUACAUUUUAUAAAGGUAUUACUAUAAAUCUAGUUAAGGCUCCUCUUUCAAGUGGAACUGCGUGGAUGGUAAAAAAUUAGUUAAAUCGCUUUUUAGAUAAGUCUUACGAUCUUUGA